Messenger RNA from Rhincodon typus (whale shark), 5316 nucleotides. RefSeq names its product down-regulator of transcription 1 (gene dr1). Gene Ontology annotation, molecular function: core promoter sequence-specific DNA binding; TBP-class protein binding; protein heterodimerization activity. The record is from RefSeq and is a predicted model, not a curated record. Lineage: Eukaryota; Metazoa; Chordata; Chondrichthyes; Orectolobiformes; Rhincodontidae. The transcript has 3 exons. Bases 327 to 860 code for a protein of 177 amino acids. Gene Ontology annotation, cellular component: negative cofactor 2 complex. Gene Ontology annotation, biological process: positive regulation of transcription by RNA polymerase II; negative regulation of transcription by RNA polymerase II; RNA polymerase II preinitiation complex assembly.
CCCGGCUUCGCGGAUGGUUUCCGGUGGCCGAUCCAAGAUGGCGCCGUGGCCGGCAGAAGGGGAGUGAGUGUGGGACAGACAAGGAGCUUGAUUCGGUGACUGGGGCUGUAUGGUUUGGGGGCCUGGAUACUCGGGGAUUUAACGAGAGCUUCCGAGGAUCGCAUUGGUGGGAUCGGAGGAGACAGAGAGGGAUCCUUUGGAGGAGGAGGAGGAGGAAGAGGGAGUUUAAAUCAUAAACUGGGGGGGGGGGGGGGGGGGGGGGUUUGGUGUAAGGAUCUUUUUUAAUCCAAAGAAGGCUCUUUACUUCUGAAAUACUUCCUCGAGCCAUGGCUUCGGCGUCCGGCAACGACGACGAUCUGACAAUCCCCCGGGCGGCCAUCAAUAAAAUGAUCAAAGAGACGCUGCCUAACGUACGGGUGGCUAACGAAGCCCGGGAGCUGGUGGUGAGCUGUUGCACCGAAUUCAUUCAUCUCAUCUCCUCCGAGGCCAACGAGAUCUGCAACAAGUCGGAGAAGAAGACCAUCUCCCCAGAGCACGUUAUCCAAGCCCUGGAGAGUCUUGGAUUUUGCUCUUACAUUAGUGAAGUAAAGGAAGUCCUGCAAGAGUGUAAAACAGUGGCACUAAAGAGGAGAAAAGCAAGUUCACGUCUUGAAAACCUUGGCAUACCAGAAGAAGAACUGUUGCGCCAACAACAGGAGCUAUUUGCAAAAGCCAGACAGCAGCAGGCAGAAUUAGCCCAGCAAGAAUGGUUACAGAUGCAGCAAGCAGCUCAGCAAGCACAGUUAGCAGCAUCUGCCACAGCUAAUCCAGUCAACAAAGCAGGAUCAUCACAAGAUGAAGAGGAAGAGGAUGAUGUGUAAACUUUACCAGCAAAUUAGUUGUACACAUCUUUUACCACAUGUUAACAAUGACUUGGUUUGUCUGCAAUUUCCAGCUUCAUUCACAACUUUGCAGACUGGCUCCUGGUGUUAAGAGUGUCACUGGUCAAGUUACAGUUGUCAUGAGUUUUCAUGUGUAACAGUGAAUCACUUAUUAAGUGUACAGGAUUGGAAGUUUUGCAGACUAAUAUUUAAUAUUUACCUAACAGGUGACCAGAAUUGGGAGCAACAAAUCACUGCAGUACUUCGAAGCUCCAGCACCUGUUUCUUGUAUCUUUCUGAAAUUCAGUAUUGUUACUGCUCAUGAAUCUGAGAAGUAAUGCUUCAGUUUGUGUAAUCGGUUGCUUCCUUAUUGUUCAAUACCGAAAGCAAAAUUUAUUAAGUGGCUUAUUUAAGUUUGCAACUGAAAUGUUUUUUAAUGUAUGACUUGUAACCGGUGGUAAGAAUGACUUUAAAAAAAUUCAAAUUUAACUGCCCAUAUUUCAUUUUUCCUUUGAAAAGGAUGUUUGACUGGGUUCACAGAAUUUUAAAAAGUAACCACAUUAACUUGGAUAAAACCGUCAGAUCUGUAGUAGGCUAUUUACUCUUAAUUUUAUGUGGCACGUGUUCUUACUUCAUGGCUAGUUUUAACUCAUGGAUGUUAAGUAAACUAUUUCCCAAUGUCAGUGUUAAAAACAAAACAUCAUUUUAGUCAGCAGUUAUAGUACCAAAGAGUGAAGUCAACAGUGGGAAGAUUGACAAACGAGCUGGGUACUUAGAGAGUGUAUAUUAACUGCUGCUUAAAUGUUUUAGCUGUUUUUGUACUGUCAUGUUCAUGUUCUUACAAAAAUAUUCAUAACUGCUAACUAUUUUGGGAUUGACAAAUUUCACCUUUAUCUGUGGGAGAUUUCCAAUGCAGAGUGUAUGUUUUUUAAAUUGCAAUGCGAAGUUGAUUGUGCUAGUUAAUAUGUAACUCUUCCCUGGUGCUUAUUGUUCUCUUACAUUUUUUCAUGUGCUGUUUCUCUUAGCAAUAAAAAGACAUGUUUUUAUUAAAAAUGAUAAAAAUGCACUUUUUGUUUCGCUAUCUUUCAGAAUUGUAUUACUACUAAGCAAAAGUUGACACUUGGAUUUACAAAAAAUGUCCUAUUAUCCUUUGGAAAUGUUGACAAAUUCAUAUUCUUAUUUGUAAUUGCCCUCAAUUUUCACCCCUGCAUUAACAUUGCCUAAUUGAAAUAGCAUGCAAAAGAUCACCUGAAACAGACACUGUGGCUGAGGGUGUCAUAAUUUUGAAGAAGGGUCAGUGGACCCAAAAUGUUACUUUGCUUUCUUUCCACAGAUGCUGCCAGGCCUCCUGAGUUUUUCUAGUAAUUUCUGUUGUGUGCCGUUUGCUUCCUCACUUAACUUCUAGAAACCUGUGAAUCUAGAAUUAUGACCUAUUUCACUAACCCCAAGGAUCUCUGGAUGAGAAAUUCUGGAAUUGAGAUGACUGACCUCCAGCAACCUUUGUGCCAGCUAUAACUCCAACCAACUUGGGAGAUUUUCCCCUGACGCCCAUUGACUCAAGUUUUUUCUAGGACUCCUUGAUGCUCCAGUCAAUUAAAUAUGGCCUUGAAAUACAAGGGCAGUCAUUCUCACACACCUCUGGAAUUCAGCUCUAUGUUAAUGUUUGAAUCAAGUUGUAAUGAAGUCAGGAACCAGGUGACCCUGGUAGAAUCCAAACUAUGCAGGUUAAUGCGGAGGAAGUACUGUUGGUGACAUCUUGCAUCUCUUUACUGAUACUGAGUGUAGUCUGUUGGGCAGUGAUUGGCUGGAUUGAAUUUGCCCUUCUGUUUGUUUACAGGACAUAGCUGGGCAAUUUUCCGUGUUAUCUGGUAGAUGCCAGUGUUGCAGUUAUACUGGAACAGCUUGGCUAGGACUUCAAGUUCCAGAGCACAAGAUAAUUGCUGAAAUGAUGGCAGGGCCCUUGCAGUUUCUAACACCUCCAGCUGUUUUAUUUAAUCGUAUGGAGUAAAUCAAACUGGCUAAAGGCUGCCAUCUGUGAUGCAAGUGACCUCCAGGGGAGGAGGCUAAGAUGGAUUGGACAUUUAGCACUUUUGGCUGAAGAAUAUGGCAAAUGAAUUGAUAUGCUGGGCUCCUUCAUUAUUUCAGAUGGGGAUGUUUGUGAAGCCUUUCUCCAAUGAAUUGUCCAUCACCAUUCACAACUGGAUGUGGCAGAGCUACAGAGCUUAUAUCCAAUGUUUUGUAUGUGGAAUUGCUUUGCCGUGUGUAUCACUUGCUGCUUAGGCUGUUUGGCAUGCAUGUAGCCCUGCCUUGUACCUUCAUCAGGUUGACACCUCAGUUCUAAGUACAUCCAUUGCAGCUCCUAGCAUGCUGUCCCGCACUUUUCAUUGAAUUUUAGAUGUUUAUUGAUAGUAGGCUAUUUCUCUUUGCUCAAGUCCUACUUGUAUGACAAUUUAAAGUUUUAAUAUUCUUAUGUGGAGAAUGUAAUUAGAAACUGAAAUCAUCCAAAUGCAUCUGAUAACUUUGUAUUGUACUUUUAAUAUUUUGUAUAUUUACCAAACUAAAAAUCAAAGCUUAAAUACUGGUCCCUUUGCCUUCAAUAAGCUGUGGCCCCUAAUACACUAUUAUUGCAACUUGAAUUACAUGCAGAUAGGUUACCAUGAUUUAUUGUAAAGUUUUAAAUAUUUAUUACAAAUAUGGUAAACAUUACUGUAUUUAUGAGGGGUGAGUGUUUUAGUAUUCUUGACCAAAAGCCAUUGUGGUGCUCUUGACGCUCAAUUUUUGUAUUAAGUCAUAACAAAUAUGCUUUGGUUGUUAUUGAUUCUGCCUAAAAGCAAAGUACUGUGGAUGCUGGAUAUCUGAAACAAAAACAGAAAAUGCUGGAGAAACUCAGCAGAUCUGGCAGCAUCUGUGGAGAGAGAAAUAGUUAAUGUUUUGCAUCCGAUAUGACUCUACAAAAGAAGUCAUAUUGGAAUACAUCUGGACAGUAGAAACCAAAUAAUACAGGAUCAAUCCUUUUGGACUUGAAACAUUAACUGUUUCUCUCUGCACUAAUGCUGUCAGUCCUACUAACUGUCUCUAGCACUUUCUAUGAUUGAUCCUGUAUUGUUUGGCCUCUACUGUCCCGAUCUAAAGCAGGGCAGUUAAAUAAUGGCUUCAACUUGAAACAAUAAAGUGGAAACCUUUGAAGACUACUUCCUAUAUUCCAAAAUAGGUUGCUAAUGAAUAUAUUCUGAACUGACUACAGCCGUACCCAAGAUUCUGAAAAUAGAUGGUGAAAACAGUAGAAUCCCUACAGUGCAGGGAGGGGCCAUUCCGCCUAAUUGAUUCUGCACUGACUGUCCAAAGAGCUUCCUAACCUAUUCCUGUGACCUCUCAUUUUACUAUGGUUAAUCCACCUAGCCUGUAAAGCUCUGGACACCACAGAGCAAUUUAGCAUGGUCAAUCCACCUAACCUGCGCAUCUUCGGAUUGAGAGGAAACUGGAGCACCUGGCAGAAACAUGCAGAAUAAGCAAACUCCGCGCAGACACCCAAGGAAUGCAGUUCCCUGGCAUUGUAAGGCAAUAGUGCUAACCACUGAGUCAUUGUGAUGCCCCAAUAAUUCUUUGCAUGGUCUUAAGUGUUCUUGAAAAAUGCAUUGGAUCACCUGAUUUCAUGUUCUUGAUUCACUUAUGAAUUUUGAAGGAAAAUUACUCAUUUGUAGAAUGUCUAUUUUGGAAUUUGUUAUUUUUCCCCUGUAAUCAAGGACUUGAGUGAUAUUUUGGAAUGUGGGAUUAUCAGAUCUCCACAGCUUUUAAUGAUGUUAUUGUUAUAGCAUUUUUUGGAUAUUUCCAAGAAAACAAGUAUCUGAAAGUAAUUCUCAUCAUUGCCAAAAAUGUUCUCCUUUUAUGAUGCUAUCUUGGAACAAGCCCAGUUACAGUGAUAUUGUAGAAUUCUGGUGCCUCCUUCCCAAAUCAAAGUGUACUUUGACCAGUUAUAACUUUCCUACCGAAUGUGUUGAGAUCAUUUUGUUUAGUUCAGCAAGAAGCAUAUGGGUCUAUAUGCCUGUGACCAUGUUUUUACCUGCUGAACCAUGGUACAGCUACAAAAUCAAGGUUGUGGUAGGAUAAUAAUGUGCUAAGUAUAGGCACUGCCUCCAAAAUGAAUUUGUAAUUGUUCAAAAUGGAAGCAGCCAAGUUUAGGAAUGUUCACUGAAUUGUUCAAGUCCGGCAGCCUUGCCUUUUCUCCAAUAUAAAGGCUUCCUUUCACGAUUAGAGUUGAACAUAAGCUGGGCUUCCUGAAAUUUGACGUGGAAAUAAUACAAAGUCUGGACAUGCUGGGUAAUUUUAAGGAUUUGCCUAAUCAUUAUGUCAAAACGCUAUACUGGCAACAGACCAAUGAGGGAUAUGGAUUACAUGUUUUCAUAUGAUGUUAAUGGAAAAUUCAAUACCUAAGAAAAAUAAACAAUAUAAUCAAGAA